Folsomia candida is the source of this 1314-nucleotide messenger RNA. RefSeq names its product small VCP/p97-interacting protein (gene Svip). The coding region runs from base 224 to 577 and encodes 117 amino acids. Lineage: Eukaryota; Metazoa; Arthropoda; Collembola; Entomobryomorpha; Isotomidae. The record is from RefSeq and is a predicted model, not a curated record. Gene Ontology annotation, biological process: negative regulation of VCP-NPL4-UFD1 AAA ATPase complex assembly; positive regulation of autophagy; negative regulation of retrograde protein transport, ER to cytosol. The transcript is spliced from 3 exons. Gene Ontology annotation, cellular component: endoplasmic reticulum membrane.
GACGACCCGGGUACAAUUAUAUCACGCACUGAUUUGAUUAUUGCUGCUUUAAGAUUUUGAGAUUACAAAUUAGCAAAGUUUUAUUGAAAAAUACUAUUAUUCAGACUUAAUUUAAACGUGACAGCUUGGGGGAAUGAGUAGUAAUUGAUAAUCUUCGGUUUUUAUCCACAUAAGGCAAAAAUAGUUUGCUGACGAGAUUAUUUUUGAUAAUACAUAAUAAAUAAUGGGUGCAAUUGCGUCGUGUUGUAUUGGUGCUGAUGAAACAGAAAAUAAUGCCCACAGCGGUGCUGGUCGCGACACAUAUCAAACAUUUCCUACACAGCGCCCACCAGGACCAGUACAGCGCCCACCAGGGCAAAUACAGCGCCCAGGACCGGUACAGCCAGACCAGGAAGAAAAGCGGCGUCAAUUAGCCGAAGCUGCCGAAAAGAGAAGACAAGCUCAAGAUCAUCGCGGUGUCAAAGAUCUCGAAGCGGUGAGACGCCAACAAAAGAGACAAGAUGAAGUAGAACGGUUGGAAAGGGAGGCGAUCAUGAGAGGUGACACUUCGGGGGGACUGAAGUGGCAAGUUUCUUAAUUUCAAGUUGGUUGGUGGUCGACAAUUGUAAGAAUUUCGGGAAUGAAGUCCUGCUACUGUGAUAUAUAUACUUACUGCCUACGUAUUUGUAGUUAUUUGAAGAUAAAGAAAUGGUAACGUCUUAUUUACCAUUGUCAACCCGUCCAUACUAUUACAAAAUAGUCAAUAUGAGUCAAUCAACACCUUUUGGGUGUGCUUAUAAUAAGUCAAAAAGAAGACGUGGGUUGGGUUAAAUAAUCAUAAUGUUUAUAGCUCAUCUUAUUUUUUUGACAUAGGUUAAGAAAUCUUUUGAAAUAAUUAUUAUAUGAUAAUUUAGAUUUAUACAAUUGUGAAUCUUGUCAUCGAACGUUAAUAGUUGAGUGAGGUUGCAAAAUCUCGAUGUACUAAUUUUAUUUUACAUGCAAAGUAAGUUUAGAAGCAGCCGCUUCUUCAAAUGCUGAUUAAAACGUUGAGCUUAAUUAUCUUAAUUAAUUGCAAUGCAAUAUAAACGUCCUCAACAAAAUGACUAUUUCUAAUCGUAACGUUGACGCACAUAGAUGCCUAAUAUGUGUGAUAUGCAAAUACAUAUUUAUCUGCUUAAAUUUAUGACAGCAUUUCCAGGCGUCGUAAAUUCUAUGUCAAAAGAUAUAUGCAAAUAUUUAUUUAUUAUUAUUUAAAAUGCACUUUUAUAUACCACCCAAUCAACCUUGGCUAAAGUUGUCAUAUGUAAAUAAAUUAGUAUUGUUUAACGAAAAUCA